Messenger RNA from Danio aesculapii, 2233 nucleotides. RefSeq names its product putative mediator of RNA polymerase II transcription subunit 12. The transcript has 10 exons. Bases 544 to 2169 code for a protein of 541 amino acids. Lineage: Eukaryota; Metazoa; Chordata; Actinopteri; Cypriniformes; Danionidae. The record is from RefSeq and is a predicted model, not a curated record.
ACAGUACAGUUAGGUUCAUAAAUAUUUGGAAAUCGACACAAUUCUAAUAUUUUUGGCUCUAUACACUAACACAAUGGAUUUAAAAUUAAACGAACAAGAUAUGCUUUAACUGCAGACUGUCAGCUUUAAUUUGAGGGUAUUUACAUCCAAAUUAGGUGAAUGCUGUAGGAAUUACAGCGGUUUAAAUAUGCCAUGUUCAAAGUUACUUAAAUCACCUUUCUUCCCUCAGGUUGCUCAGGUUGAACUGCAGCAGAUUGCCUUGACCAUGUCUUUAUGCCUACUUGCAUUGAGUUGCUGUCGUGUGAUUGGCUGAUUAGAAAAUUGCGUUACAGAGCAGUUGGACAGGUGUACCUAAUAAAGUGGCCGGCUAUUGUUCUAGAGUCAGCCAGUAAAACAUGUGCCAGGGUUGUGGAUCACUCACCGUGGUGACCCCGGAUGAAGAACUGAAUAUGCAGAGAGUGCUUUACAGUGUGUUUGCCAUCGUCAUCAGUGUCUAUCGAUCUUCUACUUCUUCUGUAUUUCGUCAUUGCAUUUGUCAUCAGCAUGUCAACCAUUGAUUUUAACCAUCUUUCCAACCUGAUUCCUGCCUCUCUGUCACCUGAGAGCGCAGAAGAGCUCGCCACGGCCCUCUCCACCGGCCGCUGGUGGGCUAUCAUGGAGGUUUUACACCCCAUCGAUGAGGAGCGUCAGUUUGACUUCACUUCAGUUUACCAGAGUCAAACUGUGGAGGACGACAGAGAGUUUUCUGCGUCUGGUCCAGCAGAGACAGCAGAUGCGUCCUCCGUCCCUGAGGCCUCAGAUGAGCUCGCCACUGCCCUCGCUGCAGGGGCCAUCAUGGAGGUUGAGCGCCCUAUUGAGGAGCCUCAGGUUGACAUCUCCUCGGUGCAGUUUUUGGAGGCACCAGAAAUAUCACCGGGAGCUUCUGUGCCUGAGAACAGGGAACCCACCACAUCCCCAGUCCUCAAGAGCCAGAUUGAGCCGUCUGGAGCUCCCGGAUAUGCUGAGUCUGACACCCCGGGCUAUCUCUUUUUCGGAUAUGAAAACCCCACGCCUGCUUUGACCCUACCUGCGUCUUCUGACAAUGGAGACGUGUGUCAGAUGGCUUCAGCGAAGCCUAAAGAUCCGAAAAGAUUUCGAAGAUUUUCGAGGUGUCGCCGGUCUCCUACUCUGCUGAAGAUAAGGGAAGCAUGGCUUAAAGCAUUUGCGGACCACAUGCCUCUUCAGAACCAGCAGCAUGUGGAGCUUGUAGCCAGUAGGGGACAAAAUCAGAUCCCUGAGGAGCAGCAACAGGAUGAACCUGGAAGACUUCAGCAGAGAGAUUUGAAUGAAAUAAUCCAUGAGCUUCUGUCUGGUCUUCAGUCUGCUCGUCCUCUCAGAACAAUGAGAGAACCGCAGGAUGAAGCAUUUGUGAAUCAGAUGCCUCAUCAGAACCAGCAGCAUGAGGAGGUUGUGGCCAGUAGGGGACAAAAUCAGAUCCCUGAACCACAGCCUGAGGAGCAGCAACAGGAUGAACCUGAAAGACCUCAGCAGAGAGAUUUAGUAGUGAAUGGAAGAGUCCGUGGGGUUCUGCGAGGUCUUCAGUCUGCUCGCCCUCUCAGAAGAAUGAGACAAUUGCAGCAUGAAGCAAUUGUGAACCACAUGCCUGAUCAGAACCAGCAGCAUGUGGAGGCUGUAGCCAGUAGGGGACAAAACCAGAUCCCUGAACCACAGCCUGAGGAGCAGCAACAGGAUGAACCUGAAAGACCUCAGCAGAGAGAUUUAGUAGUGAAUGGAAGAGUCCGUGGGGUUCUGCGGGGUCUUCAGUCUGCUCGUCCUCUCAGAAGAAUGAGAGAACAGGAUGAAGCAUUUGUGAAUCAGAUGCCUCAUCAGAACCAGCAGCAUGAGGAGGUUGUGGCCAGUAGGGGACAAAAUCAGAUCCCUGAACCACAGCCUGAGGAGCAGCAACAGGAUGAACCUGAAAGACCUCAGCAGAGAGAUUUAGUAGUGAAUGGAAGAGUGCGUGGGGUUCUGCGUGGUCUUCAGUCUGCUCGUCCUCUCAGAAGGAGGAGGGAACAGGACGACAUUGUUAAUCUCCAGAACCCUCCUCUCCGACCCCCUCUUGCUGGUCCCCCGCCUACCUACAUUCGCAGGAUGGUGGUGGGCAACAAUGGAGAUUUUGCACGCCAUUGAUGAGGAAACUGAAAGAUCAGCCUCAAAGAUGAACAAAUAAAUCAAUAAAGACAUUUUUAAAGUG